AAGCAACAUUUCUCUUUCUAGCUAUGGCGUCCUCCUGAGAGCUGGCUGACAACGUGAUUUAACGGCAAAAUGAAAACUUUUUUAUUUACCUGAACGAGACAUCAUAUUUUUAUAUUCUUGUUGGUUUUCUACUUCAUAAACACACAUCCGUCCCUCUGUUUGUUCCAAGGUAGGAAUAAAUAGUAAACUACCAGCGACCGAUCUGCAGAGAUGGCUUCAUAUAAACCAACAAACAUUCCAGUUUAUCCCAAACUCGGAGAGAAGAUCACAGAAGAAACACUGUACUGGAAAAACUACAAGACGCCAAUCCAGAUAAAAGAAUUUGGAGCUGUGUCGAACAUUCACUUUUCCCCUGUGACUCCCUAUAAUUUUGCUGUGACAGCUUUCACAAGAAUUCACCUUUAUGGGCUGCUCUCCCAGGAGCCUGUCAAGACAUUUACCCGUUUCAAGGACACUGCAUACUGCGGCCGUUUCCGAUCAGACGGUCAGCUGCUUGUGGCGGGAUGUGAGGACUCCGUCGUGCGACUUUUUGAUGUUAGCGGCAAAGUGGCACUGAGGAUGUUCAAAGGUCACACAAAGGCCGUUCAUGUCACAGACUUUACCACCGACCGUUACCAGAUCCUGACGGGGUCGGACGACUACACCUGCUGCCUUUGGGACAUUCCAAACUCGGCUCAGCUUAACACUUACCAGGAACACACAGAUUACAUCCGGUGUGGAGUGACGAGUCAACUCAACAGAGAUCUCUUUGUUACAGGAUCAUACGACCACUCACUAAAAGUGUUUGAUGCCAGAGUGGAUAAAAGUGUGAUGACCAUCAACCAUGGCCACCCAGUGGAGAGUCUGCUUCUGUAUCCCUCUGAGGGGCUGCUUGUUUCUGCAGGCGGGCGCUACGUGAGAGUGUGGGAUCUGCUAAAAGGCGGGCAGCCGCUGGUGUCUCUGAAGAACCAUCACAAAACAGUCACCUGUUUGGCUCUCAGCAGCAACGGACAGAGGCUGCUGUCCGGCUCUCUGGACAGACAUGUAAAGGUGUACAACACAACCAGCUACAAAGUGGUCCACAACUUCGACUACCCUGCUGCCAUCCUCAGUCUGGCUCUGGCUCCGGAGGAUGAGUCCAUUGUUGUGGGAAUGACCAACAGUAUUCUGAGCAUCAAACACAGAAAACCCUCGGAGGAGGCAAAGGAAACAGCUGGCCACCAAAGGCGACGCCCAUCGUAUCGCGUUUACGCACACAGAAAAAGCUAUGUUCCAAAACAGGACGAUUAUCUUGUCAGUAAGCCAGUGAGGCAGCAUUUGGCCAAAUAUGACAAGCAGCUAAAGAAGUUUAAUGUGUCCAAAGCUUUGGACACGGCCUUGGAGACGUGGAUUAGAGGGAGAAAGCCGGAGAUAACUGUCGCUGUCAUAAGGGAGCUGGAUAGAAGAGGAACUUUGAAAAACGCUCUCGCAGGACGGGAUGAGCAGGAGCUCUCGCGGUUACUCAGCUUUCUGAUCGCAAAUCUGGUUGAUGCCAGGUUUGCUCCCGUCCUCAUAACAGCAGCUGAGAUGAUCCUGGACAUCUAUCAGUCCAUCGUUGGUCAGUCCCCAGUUGUGGACAAACAGCUGCUGCAUCUGCAGUCCUUGCUGGAAAGAGAACUGGACUAUCAAAAGGACCUUCUGGAAGUUCUUGGCAUGUUAGACACAAUGUUUGCCUCCUCUCUGCCUAAAGUUGAGUUGCCGUGCUCUGGCAUCAGCACAUCUAACGGCCUGCCGCAGGGAGAAUCGACUGCAUCAAGACCACAGGUUCAGGUCAACUGAGUCUUCAGGAGGACUGACUAAGCCAAUUUUAGAGAGCUUUUAUAAUUCUAUAAAUUUAUUCCCUGAAAUGUUUCCUGCUGUGUAUCAAAGACUACAGUAAAGAAAACAUUUUGGACCCAGAUCUGCUUCCAGUUUUCUGACAGACAAAAGACCGAUGAAGCUGUGGCAUUUGGAAAUCUUAAGGAUGUAAUAUGUACUUACAAUAAAAUGCAAUCUAAAGGA
Messenger RNA from Oryzias latipes (Japanese medaka), 2019 nucleotides. RefSeq names its product UTP15 small subunit processome component (gene utp15). The record is from RefSeq and is a predicted model, not a curated record. Gene Ontology annotation, biological process: positive regulation of transcription by RNA polymerase I; rRNA processing. Lineage: Eukaryota; Metazoa; Chordata; Actinopteri; Beloniformes; Adrianichthyidae. Gene Ontology annotation, molecular function: protein binding. Gene Ontology annotation, cellular component: nucleolus.